Molecule: messenger RNA, 1850 nt
Organism: Planococcus citri (citrus mealybug)
Lineage: Eukaryota; Metazoa; Arthropoda; Insecta; Hemiptera; Pseudococcidae
Product: probable 28S rRNA (cytosine-C(5))-methyltransferase
Exons: 13
Coding region: 138-1796 (552 amino acids)
Biological process (GO): rRNA base methylation; maturation of LSU-rRNA
Cellular component (GO): nucleolus
Molecular function (GO): rRNA (cytosine-C5-)-methyltransferase activity; RNA binding
Source: RefSeq, a predicted model, not a curated record
AAAAUCUUAAUUAUAUCGAACUAAGAAGUAGCGCUAUGAGCGCUAUAUGCUUUUUCCUAAACAUUUUUUGGGAACCACUUCUUUGUUUUGGCAUUGGAAAAUUAUUAUCAACACGUGUGUGAAAAUUUUGUUCUAAAAUGGGUAGAAAAGCGAAAUUCACCGAAGAAGAUCGCCCUAAGAAAGGUAAAGGACGAAAGGAAAAGAAGCAAAAGGAUCCUGUGGCGCCGUUUCAAGUUGAUCAUGCGGAGCUUAAAAAAGCUGAAAGUAGCGAUAGAAAGUUGAGCCAUCGGCAGAAACAAAGAGCUGCUCGUAGGUUGAAAAAGAAGCUGGAAUGGAGAGAAAAAAGAAAAGAAAUCAAGCUUAGAAAAACAGAAGAGCUGCAGAAGAAAAUAAGUAUUGCGUGCAUACCUUUUCUAGAACCAGUUGCUAAAAUGGAAGAAGAUGAUGUUAGCGAUGAAGAAGAAGCAGAAAACAGUAGUGGUGACGAGAAUUAUGCUGUUGAAAAAUUAGCAGACGUUGAUAGUGAAGAUGACAACUUCGACGGCGAGAAAGAAGAUUUUGAUGACUCUGAAAAUGACGAUGUCGAAGAAAAAGACAAGGAACAAUCGAAUGACAUUAGAUUGAAUAUUGCGUCUGAAGAUUUGUUGGUGUUUCCCGAUGAAAAUGUCAAUGAAGUAAUUUCUAUUCCAGAAGUAGAACAGAGAAUAAAAGAUAAUCUAUUAGUUUUAUCCAAUUUCAAAAAAUUCAGAGAGCAAAAUAGGAGCCGGCAAGAAUACAUUACCCUUUUGAGGAAAGACUUGUGUACAUAUUUUAGUUACAAUGAAUUUUUAAUGGAAAGACUCAUGAACAUAUUUCCGCUGGAUGAAAUCAUGAGCUUUUUAGAAACUAGCGAAAUGCAACGUCCGGUCACUAUCAGGACUAAUACUUUGAAAAUACGACGUAGAGAUUUAGCGCAAGCACUCAUCAACCGUGGCGUAAAUGUAGAUCCUGUUGGGAAAUGGUCCAGUGUUGGACUUGUGGUUUAUAACUCACCUGUUCCUAUCGGAGCUACUCCGGAAUACUUGGCUGGGUUUUAUAUGCUUCAAGCCGCUUCUAGUUUAUUGCCUGUAAUUGCUUUAGCACCGAAAGAAAAUGAGCGUAUAUUAGAUAUGUGCGCUGCUCCAGGAGGAAAAGCUUCCCACAUCGCUGCUUUAAUGAAAAAUACUGGCAUUUUGUUCGCAAAUGACGCUAAUAAAUCAAGAGUGAAUGGUAUCGUUGGAAAUUUUCAUAGAUUAGGCAUUACAAAUUCUGUAAUUACAUGUUACGACGGGCGCGAAUUUCCACAAGUUAUGAAAGGAUUUGACCGAAUAUUGGUAGACGCUCCUUGCACUGGUACAGGAGUUAUAUCUAAAGAUCCAAGCGUGAAAACCAGUAAAGAUGAGAAAGAUGUCCAGAAAUGUUUUACGUUACAACGCGAAUUGCUCCUUGCUGCGAUUGAUUGCUUGAAUUAUCGUUCAACCACUGGUGGCUAUCUAGUUUAUUCUACGUGUUCCAUAUUGCCUGAAGAAAACGAAGCUGUGGUCAACUACGCAUUGAAAAAACGAGACGUGAAAUUAGUUCCAACAGGUUUAGAUUUCGGUACCGAAGGUUUUGUGAAAUAUCGCCAAUAUAGGUUUCAUCCAACGCUGAAUUUAACGAGACGAUUUUACCCACAUGCUCAUAAUAUGGAUGGAUUUUUCGUCGCUAAAUUUAAGAAGUUUUCCGAUGUUAUUCCAUCGUCUAAGAAUAAUGAAGAAGAUGAUAUAUCGCAGAUUUAAUUUUACAUUAUUGUUUGAAAUUAAAAAAAUAAAUGUUACGUUUUUAUUUUUUAA